This is a messenger RNA of Chelonia mydas (Green sea turtle), 968 nucleotides long. RefSeq names its product p53 and DNA damage regulated 1 (gene PDRG1). The transcript has 5 exons. Bases 67 to 507 code for a protein of 146 amino acids. Gene Ontology annotation, biological process: protein folding. The record is from RefSeq and is a predicted model, not a curated record. Gene Ontology annotation, cellular component: prefoldin complex. NCBI's taxonomy places the organism in Eukaryota, Metazoa, Chordata, Testudines, Cheloniidae.
GCCCCCUGGCGCCCGCGGGCCGCGGUUCCCGGCCGGGCGGGUUUGCGGGCGGACCGGCCGGGCGCCAUGGCGCGGGAGCCCGAGUUCGUGCUGCGCUACCUGGCCGAGGUGGAGGAGCUGGCGGAGGAGGUGCUGGCGGGGCGGCGGCAGAUUGUGGACCUGGAUCUAAAGCGGAAUCAGAAUCGAGAAGCUCUCAGGGCUCUGCAGAAGGACCCGGACCCUUCUGAGAAAGCAAUGGUUUGCUUUGGAAACAUGUUUAUUCAGCUUCCAAAUUCAAAAACGAAGGAAAUGAUUCAGAAAGGAUGCUUCAUUAUCACCAUCAUCACUAUCUUCUCAGAUCAGGAGCACUUAGACGAGGAAAUAAACCAACUUCGGAAAGAGCUGAGAGUGAAGGUCAACCGUCUCUUUGAAGCUCAAGGUAAACCUGAGUUGAAAGGAUUUAACUUGAACUCCAUGACUCAUGAGGAAAUGAGAGUAAUCAAUCAGAUACUGGAAGGACGAAACUAGACCUUCAUCACGGAGACUUCAACGUUGCUGAUAAGGUGCAUUCAGACCGUCACUCACAGUACAAAAUCUGUGGACAAUCUCCAGAUUUCUUGUGAAGACAUAUUUACUCCUGGUAUCUCUCUUGAGUGGUACAUUUCCUAAGAAGUAUUUGGCUUCUGAAAUCUUUUCACGGUAGGAAUCAUUUGGGUCCAGUGUUGAUCAUGGAUUAAAUACUGCAGUUUGCAGAGACUUGCUAGAACACUGGCCCUUUUAGUUAUUUGACAGCCUGCCAUCACUGGGGUGGGAGUGGGAUUAUUAGAAUCGGAGCAGGACAUUCCUAACUGCAUCUCUUUUAUGUAUGAACUUCUGUAACUUAGCUCCACAGCUAGUGCUUUCUAUUGGCAGGAAAGGGAGUAGGAGGGAAAGAACUGUGAAUCCAUAGUGUCUUCAAAGAAUAAAUAAAGAAACUUUGAGUUGUGUAA